GAAGAAUUCACAGCACGAUGCACCAAGAUGACGAAGUGUGGGAGGUCGUGCUCGGAAGGAAGGUGGGCCCGCUGCAGCUGGGGGCGACGCUCUCGGACGCCAUCGCCGUGCUCAAGCGACGAAGUCCUGUCCGUGCGUUUGAGAUCGAGUACAACGAAGAUGAUCCAUAUGCGUCCGAUAUUGUGAUAACCUCGCCCGAAGACGGAUUCAAGUUGCAAUUCCACAGCGUGACUCAGCUCUUGACGGUAAUUGACGUCUUCCAAAUGGGCAACAUGUCCCUUCGAUACCAAAGCAGCAUUCUGUGCGGGAAGAAUGCGACUCCAACGUUCCAGUCCGUGUACGAGGUGGUGGGCCCGACAUACCCCGGCACAUAUAACCCGACGACAACGAUAUACACGCUGCAUUACAUGGGAGGAUCCUUCCGGUUUCCCAUUCCGAAAGAGUACAAGAAGCUGUACACGAACAAGGACGUUCUCCCGUUGGAGCUGCCCAAUGGCAGCACGCCCGCCGCGAUUGGAUUCUCCAUCUACAGCGGCACCGACGAGCCUUCUACUACCACGACCAGUGUCCUUCCGCUGGUGCCGCUGAGACAGCAUUAUUACGAGCCCGUCGUCGUCGAUCUAUCCAACAUGCACAAGAUCAGCUUGGCGUUCUCGACCUCGAACAGGUCCAUAGCACUCGGCGCGACUCCGCAAGACGUGAUCAGCGCGCUGGGUCCUCCUUCGUCGGCGUAUUUCAAGUCGAGCCUCGAUGCUGCAGGAUGUCGUGGCGGCGAAUACUUUCACAACUUUGCCGAUUUGGGCAUCGACGUCAUGUACUCGGCUUGGCACGUUGUUGUCAAGGUCAUCCUGCGAUCAAACCUGCCAGGCCAUGGCGAGUUCAAUGCGUACUUGAAAUGCAAUUACGAGCUGCGCCAUUUUGGCGCGACAGCGCCAAUGCCGCCACAAGAUCGGAUCACCGUCACCCCCGAAACCACGGUAGAAGUGUGGUAGUUGCGUGUUCACCAGCGUACGUAGUGGUCGACCAUGCUCAAAGCGCUCGCCAUCUCACGCGACGACCUGCGCCCGAUCGUGUUUGAAAAUGGAUCGGUGAAAGACCCAUUCGACGCCAGCCGAUUCUACGAACCGUUUGCAGGCUGUCUUGUUGAGGUCCUCAAGAACGACUGCGUCGCCUCCGUGACCCUUUCGUGCCCGCCGUAGCAGGCCAUGAGGCUGUAGAAACCAUGCGUAACACGUUAUUCCAUCACA
This is a messenger RNA of Aphanomyces invadans, 1247 nucleotides long. RefSeq lists its product as hypothetical. The coding region runs from base 18 to 992 and encodes 324 amino acids. The record is from RefSeq and is a predicted model, not a curated record. The transcript is spliced from 11 exons. Lineage: Eukaryota; Oomycota; Saprolegniomycetes; Saprolegniales; Verrucalvaceae.